AUGUCGGUCGCCACGGUCGCCCUCCUAGUAGACCCUGCCUUCAAGGAAAAGGUCAACGCGCUGUACUCGGACGAGGCCCCUCAGCCACCACAGGAUAGCUCAAGAUUCCUCGUUUCAUCGCCAUAUACGGAGCAAGACCAUCUGCUCGACUUACACACCCUCGAGCCGGAAAGCAAGCUUCUCGCGCUGGCGUUGACGCACAUGCGGAACACGAGACAGGACUAUGCGACUAGCCCGUACAUCGACAGUUUUAAUUGGGUCGCGGUUAUGGACACUCUAAGGAGUCUAGCCCAAGACGCAGGCCACACAUGGAGGGAGACUUCCUUCUACAUCGUGGCCUUUAGAUCGCAGAUUCCACCCACCACCGUGUACGCCGAGCUGGGGGCUCUGGACAAGAGCGCUCACGUAGAGGCAAACAAGAGUGGGGGCUUUCUGAAAUACUGGUUUGGCGAGCCCAACGCCGAAGGGCGCAAUCUGGCGACUUGCGUGUGGCGAUCUAAAGAGGAUGCAAGGUUGGGUAACGUUGGCCCAGCUCACAGAAAGGCAGCCAACGCGACACGCCGGCUGUACACCAGCUGGGGGAUAGAUAGGCACCGACUGAUCGUGCGUGAUGAUGUUGAGAGCUGGGAGAUUGUCGACUGGGUUGAUGAAUGA
Molecule: messenger RNA, 654 nt
Organism: Gaeumannomyces tritici R3-111a-1
Lineage: Eukaryota; Fungi; Ascomycota; Sordariomycetes; Magnaporthales; Magnaporthaceae
Exons: 4
Coding region: 1-654 (217 amino acids)
Source: RefSeq, a predicted model, not a curated record